Molecule: messenger RNA, 2369 nt
Organism: Cololabis saira (Pacific saury)
Lineage: Eukaryota; Metazoa; Chordata; Actinopteri; Beloniformes; Belonidae
Gene: svopa
Product: SV2 related protein a
Exons: 16
Coding region: 100-1734 (544 amino acids)
Biological process (GO): transmembrane transport
Cellular component (GO): membrane
Molecular function (GO): transmembrane transporter activity
Source: RefSeq, a predicted model, not a curated record
GGACCAGGACCAUGUCGCUGUCCUCGGUGCUGAAACCGCUGCUUACGAGAAUGUAAACGGCGAUGAGGCCAAACAACACUACAGCCAAUAAAUCCCAAAAUGGACGAUGAUCUUUUCCAGCUGAGACAACUUCCUGUUGUCCGCUUCCGGCGUACAGGUGAGAGUACACGCUCUGAGGAAGAUACCGAGAACAGAGAACAAAAUGCCCGGACAGCAGAGCAGGGUGAUCUUGAGUCUGUGGCCCUUACAGAAGGAGCCCCAGUGCCUCGAGAGUUUGCUAAUCCAACUGAUGACACAUUCAUGGUAGAAGAUGCUGUGGAAGCCAUAGGCUUUGGGACAUUUCAGUGGAAACUCUCCAUCCUCACUGGUCUAUCCUGGAUGGCCGAUGCCAUGGAGAUGAUGAUCCUCAGCAUCUUAGCCCCACAGCUCCACUGUGAAUGGAGACUGCCAAGCCUCGAGGUGGCACUUCUCACAUCGGCAGUGUUCAUUGGGAUGAUGAUCAGCUCCUCCCUUUGGGGAAACAUAUCUGAUAGAUAUGGCAGAAAGACGGGAUUGAAAAUGAGCGUAUUGUGGACAAUGUUCUAUGGCCUCAUGAGUGCAUUUGCACCCGUUUAUGGGUGGAUCCUCGUCCUUCGUGCACUGGUGGGCUUUGGCAUUGGAGGGGCACCACAGUCGGUGACCCUGUAUGCUGAGUUUCUGCCCAUGAGGUCCAGAGCAACAUGCAUCUUGCUCAUUGAGAUAUUUUGGGCUCUGGGUACUGUGUUUGAAGUACUCUUAGCAAUCCUGGUGAUGCCCACUCUGGGCUGGCGGUGGCUGCUGGGACUUUCCACCAUCCCUCUCUUCAUCUUUGCCAUUCUGUGUUUUUGGCUUCCAGAGAGUGCCCGAUAUGAUGUGCUGACAGGGAACCAGGAAAAGGCUCUGGCCACACUGAAGCGAAUUGCCACGGAGAAUGGAGCCCCCAUGCCUCUGGGGAAGCUAAUAGCUGCCAGACAGGAGGAUCGUGGGAAGAUUCAAGACUUAUUUUCAUCACACUUCCGCUGCACCACAUGUCUGCUGUGGUUUAUUUGGUUUGCAAAUGCCUUCUCUUAUUACGGCCUGGUGCUGCUCACUACUGAAUUGUUUCAGGAGGGAGGUGCAUGUGGAAUGCCCAAAGGAAAUAAGAAAGAGCUGCGAUGCAGCUUGGAGUGUAAAUAUCUGAAUUCUGAUGACUAUAAAGACCUGCUGUGGACUACGUUAUCUGAAUUCCCAGGACUGUUGGUGACUCUGUGGGCUAUUGAUCGACUAGGAAGGAGGAAGACCAUGGCGCUGUGCUUCCUCGUCUUCUCUCUAUGCAUCAUUCCACUGUACGGCUGUGUUGGGAGAGCUUCCAUGACAGUGUUGAUAUUUAUUGCCAGAGCGUUUAUUGCAGGAGGCUUCCAAGCCGCCUAUGUUUACACUCCAGAGGUGUACCCAACAGCGACCAGAGCUUUAGGUUUGGGAACCAGCAGUGGAAUGGCCAGAGUCGGUGCCCUCAUUACACCCUUUGUUGCACAGGUAAUGUUGGAGUCCUCUGUGUACCUGGCUCUCUCAGUGUACUGCUGCUGCUGUCUCUUCGCUGCCAUCGCUUCCUGUGCACUGCCAAUAGAGACCACAGGCCGGGGUCUGCAGGAGUCCAGCCAUCGGGAGUGGGGACAGGAGAUGAUAGGCCACCGCUCAGAAGGAAUCCCCAACUCUGGCUCCGGCUCCCAGGGCUGAAGACAAGUCUGCCAGGGUACGAUAACGGCGUGACAGCAGUGACGAGAAGAGGGGAGGAGAGCCAAAAAAAAAAAGAAAAAAAGCUGGAGCAGCUCUCUGGCCUUCUUCUAUGUUGCUUCUGUUUAGGCAUCAGUGGCGUCAGAGACCCAGGCUGCAGAAUCCUUUUUACAUGUUACUGUACUUUAGUCUGUAAACACCAUCGCUGUCACACUGGUGCCACUGUAUAAUUGCACAUAGAGCGAUAUAGAAAGACCAAAUAACACACAUGAGGGCAAAAGUGGAAGUAGACAAAAUGGGAAACCUUACCAACACGGUGAGAAAGUGUGAAUAUUCAGCUUCAAACAACUACCUUCUUUUCAAAAAGCCUUAAAACUACCUAUUCAGCUUGUGACUGAGGAACCCACCCUGGAUCCAGUGAGACAGCGGCUUCUCUUAGCAAACUGAAAUUAAAACUGUAUAGAGGAAAUGAGAUUGAUUUGCACAUACAAGCCUGUUGAAAUACACUUGUACAUUUUUGGAGUAAAAUACAACUCGUCAAAUAACACCUGGGGUAACUGCAUUUAAGAGUCACUGUUGUCAGAUUUACAGGAUAUGCUGUACAGUUAAUCAUGCAUACAAUAGAAAGACCCCCCCCC